Molecule: messenger RNA, 711 nt
Organism: Salvelinus namaycush (lake trout)
Lineage: Eukaryota; Metazoa; Chordata; Actinopteri; Salmoniformes; Salmonidae
Product: RING finger protein 223-like
Exons: 1
Coding region: 1-711 (236 amino acids)
Biological process (GO): protein ubiquitination
Molecular function (GO): ubiquitin protein ligase activity
Source: RefSeq, a predicted model, not a curated record
AUGGCGCAGAUCCCUCAGGUGUGGCACACCCAGGAAGAGAAAGUGGACCUGGAUAUAUUGGUGGCUGUUGGCAGCCAACCCGAGUGCUCUAUCUGCUACAACACCUACGACAACGUCUUCAAGACGCCCAAGCUGCUGGACUGUGCCCACACCUUCUGCCUCGAGUGUCUGUCACGCCUCAUGGCCAUUUCACUGGGAGAGCAGGAAGGAGGAGGCAGCAGCAAGAUCCUGUGUCCCUUCUGCCGCCACCCCACCCUCCUUACCAAGGAGGGUCCCCCGGCCCUGGCCACCAGCAGUGAGGUACUCUGUAAGCUGCCCAGCCACCAGCAGCACGAGGAGCCUGUGUGGCUGGACGGAGAGAAGCUGUGCUACAAACGGGCCCUGGAGGCCAGCCCCGAGGCCUCUAGCUCCACCUCGACCUUCUGCAUCUGCAUCGACAUAGGGGCCAGCAAAGCAGGCGAGGUCCCGGCUCAGACACGCCCCCACAACAUGGCCUUUAUGAGGCGUCUGACCAGCUGUAAGCGGCUGCUGCUCUUCAUCAUGCUGAUGGUGCUGCUAGUGGUCAUCGUGCUGUGGCCCCUGCAGUGCAUCGUCACCACGGGCAACAUGCACUGCAUGCCUCGCUCUGUGGGCUCAAUACAAGGCUCCAUCACCACCACAGCUACCCCAUUCACCAGCAUACACCAUUCCACAAAGGGAGCCUUUCAUUAA